This is a messenger RNA of Perognathus longimembris pacificus (Pacific pocket mouse), 2477 nucleotides long. It is a transcript of the gene Epn1, whose product is annotated as epsin 1. Gene Ontology annotation, cellular component: clathrin vesicle coat; endosome; plasma membrane. The transcript has 11 exons. Lineage: Eukaryota; Metazoa; Chordata; Mammalia; Rodentia; Heteromyidae. The coding region runs from base 354 to 2090 and encodes 578 amino acids. Gene Ontology annotation, biological process: endocytosis. Gene Ontology annotation, molecular function: clathrin binding; phospholipid binding. The record is from RefSeq and is a predicted model, not a curated record.
CGUCUCCUUCGGUUGCUUCCCGUCCGCUCGGCGGCUCCCCUCCCCCGCCCGGCUCUCCGCGCCCCUCCCGGGCGCCGGGGCGGCGGGGCCGUCGGCGUGCGGCCCGCCGUGUGUCCGCGCCUGCGCCGGGGCGCGCCUUCGCCGCCCGCAGCCCGACGCGCGCCCCGCGACACCGAGGCCGAGCGGGGGCUGGGGCUGGCCGUCAUGACUCCUCGGAGCUCGGCGUGAGCGGGCCGAGGGCCAUCUUUCCCCCUCAGAUGCGGUGAUCCUCCAGCACCUGCCGCGGCCUCCCUGCAGGUCGCCUCAUCUCCACGCUCCAGUGGGCCUGAGACCCCAACGCCAUCCCAGGCACCAUGUCGACCUCGUCACUGCGGCGGCAGAUGAAGAAUAUCGUGCAUAACUACUCGGAGGCAGAGAUCAAGGUCCGAGAGGCCACAAGCAAUGACCCCUGGGGCCCAUCAAGCUCCCUCAUGUCAGAGAUCGCCGAUCUCACCUACAACGUUGUGGCCUUCUCUGAGAUCAUGAGCAUGAUCUGGAAGCGGCUCAAUGACCACGGCAAGAACUGGCGCCAUGUCUACAAGGCCAUGACACUGAUGGAGUACCUCAUCAAGACGGGCUCAGAGCGCGUGUCCCAGCAGUGCAAGGAGAACAUGUAUGCCGUGCAGACACUCAAGGACUUCCAGUAUGUGGACCGGGAUGGCAAGGACCAGGGCGUGAACGUGCGGGAGAAGGCCAAGCAGCUGGUAGCCCUGCUGCGGGACGAGGACCGGCUGCGGGAGGAGCGUGCCCAUGCGCUCAAGACCAAGGAGAAGCUGGCACAGACUGCCACGGCCUCCUCAGCAGCUGUGGGCUCGGGCCCCCCCCCUGAGGCGGAGCAGGCCUGGCCGCAGAGCAGUGGCGAGGAGGAGCUUCAGCUCCAGCUGGCCCUGGCCAUGAGCAAAGAGGAAGCCGACCAGCCCCCGUCCUGCGGCCCUGAGGACGACGUCCAGCUCCAGCUGGCCCUUAGUUUGAGCCGAGAGGAGCAUGAUAAGGAAGAACGGAUCCGCCGAGGGGAUGACCUGAGGCUGCAGAUGGCCAUAGAGGAGAGCAAGAGGGAGACUGGGGGCAAGGAGGAGUCAUCUCUCAUGGAUCUUGCCGACGUCUUCACGGCCCCAGCCCCUCCUCCAGCCUCAACCUCUGACCCCUGGGGAGGCCCAGCACCAAUGGCUGCUGCUGUUCCCGCAGCUGCCCCUGCCUCAGACCCCUGGGGGGGACCUGCUGUCCCCUCAGCUGCGGACCCCUGGGGUGGCCCGGCACCCACGCCCGCCUCUGGAGACCCGUGGAGGCCCACAGCCUCUGCAGGGUCUUCAGCGGAUCCCUGGGGUGGGGCCCCAGGUCCUGCGGCUGGAGAGGGACCCACGGCAGACCCCUGGGGAAGCUCUGAUGGUGGGGCCCCAGUCAGUGGACCCCCAGGUUCUGACCCCUGGGCACCCACACCGGCCUUCUCAGACCCCUGGGGUGGCUCCCCUGCCAAGCCCAGCACCAAUGGCACUUCAGCAGCCAGUGGCUUCGACACCGAGCCUGAUGAGUUCUCAGACUUUGACCGACUCCGCACGGCCCUGCCAACCUCUGGGAGUAGCACAGGGGAGCUGGAGUUGCUCGCGGGAGAGGUGCCUGCGCGUAGCCCUGGAGCAUUCGACAUGAGUGGGGUUGGGGGGUCUCUGGCUGAGGCUGUGGGGACACCCCCACCUGCCACCACCCCAGCCCCCACACCUCCUACACGGAAGACACCAGAGUCAUUCCUGGGGCCCAACGCAGCCCUUGUCGACUUGGACUCAUUGGUGAGCCGGCCGGGCCCUACACCACCAGGAGCCAAGGCAUCCAACCCCUUCCUGCCAAGUGGAGCCCCGGCCACCGGCCCCUCGGUCACCAAUCCCUUCCAGCCAGCACCUCCUGCGUCGCUCACCCUGAACCAGCUCCGUCUCAGCCCUGUGCCCCCAGUCCCUGGAGCACCCCCCACUUAUAUCUCUCCCCUUGGUGGGGGCCCUGGCCUGCCCCCUAUGAUGCCCCCAGGGCCCCCAGCCCCCAACACUAACCCCUUCCUCCUAUAAUCCGGGGGGAGGGAGGCUGGGCCUGCUGGUUUCCCCAUCCUGCUCCCUGGAGACCUUGCUCUCUGGGAGAUGGGUAUUGUGAGUGCAUGUGAAAUGGGGUCCCUCCCCCAGCGCCCUCCCCCUCCUGGGGCCCACUCACACUACGUCCUCUUACCGCAUUCCCAGCCCUCCUCCCCAAGAAAAACUGGACACGGGGUGUGGGGGGAGCUGGCCAGAGGAGGACCUUUACCAUGGCAUUAGAAGGGGGAGGACAGGGUCUCCCCACCCAUCCCCCCCAACCCUUCACCACCUCCCAAAUCAGUGUUUGAGCCUUCUCGUUCUCUGCGCCCUUUGGUGAAUCCUUGGUGAUGAUUUUGGCAACUUCGGGAAUAAAUGGCAAUUCUCAUG